This is a messenger RNA of Xyrichtys novacula (pearly razorfish), 14418 nucleotides long. The record is from the annotation of a GenBank genome assembly. Lineage: Eukaryota; Metazoa; Chordata; Actinopteri; Labriformes; Labridae.
GUUUCUGUUGGUGCUGAUUUUGGUUCGAUUAUAUGGCUUCCAGUGCAGUUUAUUUCUCUAAAGAGCCAACACAUGCCUAAUUGGGCGACUUCGUAGUAUUAUAGUAUUUAUUUUAAGCACUGAUCAGCAGGUAACCACACCUGACCCAUGCAGAGAAGGUCACAAGACAUACUCUCUGAAGUCACGGCGUUGAUUUCAUUUGACUGCCACAUGUUCGCACAUCAAAACUGUGGCUAAUCCGGGGGAAAGUCUGCUGUGUUCUCAGAGCUACCCUCACUAAAGAGACAGCUGCACACACAGUCUCAUUCUGUGGAAAACAGUAAACUCGCUCGCUCCUUUCUGGCUCUACAGCGCUGAAACUGCAGAACUUAAGCGGCUGAUAAACCAAAGGGUGAACGGCUCCAUCCAUUAUACACUCUUUGGUCAUGUGUGUCAUUCACACAGGUGUUGAGUUAGUUUCCCCUUUCCAAUUAAAGUGUUAUUAACAUCUGGUCAUUAAAAACAGCUGCUUCUGAGGUCUGCUGCACAGUAUGAGUAAAAGUGUGUUACUCAUGUGGGAGAGAAACGAGUUGACAGCUCACUCGUGAGGAUGCGGCGGUAAAUCAACAGUUGGUAGUCAGCUCAAAACUUUUGAGCAUCCCUCUGUUCAUGGUUCACACACACAGUGGAAGUCCCCUUUCCCACCCGAACCUCAGCCCCCCUGCUGUACUCUGUGUUAAUGGAGCGGACCUGCCUGUGCUGCAUGGCGAACACAUCAGCUCACUUGAAUUUCCCAUGGCUGAUCAUCAUCUACGGUCACGGAAGCCUUCCACCCCCAUCAUCUCGCCCACUCCUCAUUCCAGCCUAACAAAGAGGAAAAACAAAUCAAACAAUUCACAGUUUCCCAUUAUUCUCCAUGUCUGUCAGCAUAUGGUUCCAAUCAGCACUCAGAGUGUGUGUUUGUGUGUGCAUGUGUGUGUGACACCAUGUGAAUGUUUUUAUUUUCCAUACAUUUUCUCCUCAGAUACAAAGCUCUUUGUGCGCACUCUUUCUCCAUCUUUUUGGCUCCCCCUUCCUCUCACGCCCUCUCAUCUUCCAUCUCUCUCUCUCUUUUUCGUACCCAUGUGUUUGACUCUCAGGUUUAAACUCUCUCUCUUUCCCUCUCUCUCUCUCUCUCUCUCUAUUUUAGUCUUGCUUUUCUUGGCUGUGAGUCAGACCUCAGGCAGACCUAGAGGUCUUUUUCCCAAGCGAUCUCCAGGGUGGACCCCAGGGAACAGAGCAAAAACACACACGCACACACACACACUGACGCUGUCUUCACAUGCUCUGUCCAUUUCCUCCUCUCUUUCUGCUCCUAUCCCAUAUCGUCCUCUGUCUGCACCUCCGUGUUGACUCACACAAUAUUGUUGCAUUACUUGAUAACUGUGUUGCAGUCAGAGUUUAUUGGAAAACAGAGAACACGCUGUUCAAAAUCAAGCUUGUUAAACACGAAGCGCCUCGAGGAAGCUGUCUUGGGCAGCUCUUGUGCACAAUCUUUACUAAUGAUCUUCCCUCUGUAUUAAAAAAGUCUCUGUGUAUGCUGAUGACUCAACCGUAUAUUCAGUCGACUCUAGAAUCAUGGAUUUAAAGCUCCUGUAGGGAGUUUUUCCAUGUUUAUAAAUCAUUAUGACAUUUGUAGUGAUGCCUUAUCAUAAUAUCUUAAAGCAAACAAGACCAUCCCGGUCAAGACUAAGGGUUUUUAUACGAUCGUUUUUAAUGCCUGAAGCUAGUGCAAGGGGGUAGGUGUCAACCUUAAAGGGAUAUUCCGGCGUAAAUUUAAGUUAUGGUCCAACACACUGUAACACGAGUUAGACACCCCCUCCAGAGAUGAAUGUUGCCAACUGUUUGCUUCUCUAGUUACACUAAUUUCAGUAACGACCGCACGAUAGCAAAACACAGCAGUCUACGUCUCCACGUGCAAACCUCAACCAAAACGCCACUCUAUAGCCACAAAUAAUGCUCAGAACAGCACCUAACUUCAUCAACAGUACAUAUAGGGUCCCAGCCAUAGCAUUAGCCAUCAAACAUCUUUUUAACUUUGACUAAUUUCUUUAGCAAAGAGACUAAACACAACUUACCUACUCUCCUCCAGCAGCCACUUGUUUGAGGGGGAGCCCUGACGAGUCAAAUAAUCAUCAGAAUCGUCAUGAAGUAAUGAUCAUAAAUGUUCUUCCUUGAGCUGCGAAACUCCGCUGCACUCGGUGAUCGACUCAUCUGGUAGUCUGAUACCAAUAUCUAGGCUUUAGUGUUGGUCAAUACAGAUACAGAUCCAAUACCAGUGUUUUAUUAAUAGCCAGAAUUCUGCACUAUGAGGAUGACACCGAAUGUAAUGCAGACAUAAAAUCUGACUUUUUUUUAAAUAAACAUGUCUAAUUUUGUUUACCUCUAUGGUUAUCCCAGGAAGCAUCAGCUCAGCACAUAUUACAAGUGUUGGUAGAGUAGUUAAAGCAUACAAUUGAUACCUCCAAACUGAUCAAAUUUAGUAGUUAGCUCUCUCGAUGCUAGGUUGGCCCUCAGUUUUAAAAAUGCGCUUGUUUAACCUCCACACCGUUGAUGUAAAUACACUGAGUGGGCAGAAGUCUGGAGAAAGAAAUGGACCAUAAUCACAGUCCAGUUACCGGUUUCUCUGUCAUGUGGGUUGAGAUCAAAAGUAUCAUGUUGACAACAGAUUGUUUUUUCUCAUUGAUGGUUUCCUUCCUGUCAUUCAGUUGUUUACCUAUAAAUACAUCAGGUCAAAUAAACCCUCAGAUACACCCUGUUACUGAGAUGAGACACGGUGUUGUUUGACUCUAAAACCAAAUCAUCCCGACACCCCAAUUUAUGAUUAUUCUCAUUUACAAAUCAGACCAAAUAACAUGAGACGGUUUACUGCUUUUUAAAAAAACUUAAAUAACCUCACCUGUAAGAAAACUUUGGUCAUUUAAAUUUACUCUUAAUAUUAUUAUUGUGUUUUUGGCAUUUAAAAAUUUUCAACAAUGGCCUCUUAUUUAUGACAGAUGCAGUCAGAACCUGUGUAUUUUCUGUUUUCCUUGAGUUUUGUUUUCUUAAUAUGUAUCACUAAAUGUUUUUAAAUGUCAUAUUUAUUGGUCAACAUUUGUAUUUUUAUUGUUAAUGUGAAUUUUUAUGUAUAAUACAAUAAUGCCAACAAGUGCACACAUUUAUACUAAACCUGUUUUGGUUGUUUUAAGGACUUUGAAAACCUCUGUUUUUAAAAAAUACUAUACAAAUAGAGUUAUUAUUAUUACUACUACUACUACUAUUAUUAAUAUUAUUAAGGAUUUUGAGUUGAUUCUAGUUUCUGGAUUAGAAAUAAAAAACAAAGAUUUUAAUGAUCAUACCACAUGAUUUUUCACCACAGUUAUUGAAAAGUCUAGUUUACUUUGAGAAGAAGAUUUUUAAGUAUCAUCAAAUUGGCUUUAAGUUUCCAUCAUGCUGUGCAACUCAUUCAAGAUUUAUAACUCGGACUGAAGUUAUCAAACUAACAUGGGAAAGUUGUCGUAUUUGCAUCCCCUAAAAAGUGAAGAAAUUCUCUAUAGAUUUAGUUCAGUGAAUCUUUGAUGCUGAAACAGCAGGUUAAACAUUAUUGAAGGGCUCAGGACAUUUUCUAAAUAUUAUUUCUUUAUAUAUUUUCUUUUGAUGGGGGGAGGGUGGAGGGAUGGGUGUUACAGUGGCUUCAUAACUUCAAACUCAAAGUCUGUUAUUGUUGGUAGAUGACACAGACGUGAUGUCGCUGAGGGAGGGGAACAGCGGGACAACAGUGCCCUCUAGUGGCGUGGUGGGGUUCAUUCAGAUGUUGCACACUGUGGCCUCUGACAGCAAAAAUGGUUUCUCAUCCACCUCACACUUUCCUCCUUUCUUUCAUUCUCCUUUUCCUUUUUUUUCUCUUUCCUUUUCAUCUUCUCCACUCCCUUUUUCUCUUUUACUUAUCUCCUCCUUCCCUCUUUUUUCUGCUUUUGCUUGCCUGUCUUUCUUCCCUCUCCUCUUUUCCUUUCUUCCCUCUCUCUUCACCAUCCCCUCCUUGUUCUUCUCUUUCCUCACAUGCCUGUUGUCUUGGGUUUCCUAUUUCAUGCCGUCUUUUUCGUCUCUCCUCCUCCUCCUCCUCCUCUUUCAGGUCCUUCCUCAUCCUCUUCCUUUUCUUCCGUUUUCACUUUGGUCUUCUCUUUUUCUAUCAUUCAGUUUAGCUCCUCCAGAAUUUGAUUCAGUUUCCUUUUCCAAAGACUAACCCUUAAAAAACAUAAAUCUGACAAAUGACACAAAUCUCAACAAUCCUCACAUGAGGCUCAUCAUUUCUCUGAAUCAGGAGUUUGAUCGGCUCCUGUAUCUGUUGGCCUCAUCAAUCCCAAGCAGAAGGUCUCCACGUUCUGUCUGUGAAGCUCCUUCACCUCCUUCAAACGCUCCUCUUUUGCUGCUCAUUUUGAUCCUUCAGAGUUUUUUGUUUUGUUUUUGAUUUGUCACUGUGUCUCAUUCUGGAGGAACAUCAUCUCCAUCACCUCCAUCCUGGGCACCUUCACCAGAGCAGUAACUCCUCUGCUGACACGUUCAUCCUUCUCCUGGGUGUUUUGGCUCAGCUGCACCUCCUCCUGCCAAAUGAUCCGCCUGCUCUGAAGUCUGUGAUGGUUUUGUGAGAAAUGCUUCAUUUCAUUACAUGGUGCUUCACUGUUUACUCGGCGUGACUGAGACCAGCACAGCGGGGAACAUGGUGAAGUGGGUCGAACUGAAACUUGUUGACUUAUUGUGUAUUUCACAAACUGGUUUAUUUACCGUUGACGCGGACCACUCUCCUCCGUGCGUCCCUGAGCUGCCUGCUUCAGAUCCGUCACUCUGCUGUGCUGUGAGGUAGUUAGUGGACAAAGUUUGUCAUGAGGUCGCUGCGCCAUCUACUGGAUAAGUCGGGGAACUUUUCAUAUGGAGGAACAUUUUCAAAGGGAAACUGAAUCUUAAUCUCUGCAUUUUAUUCAUUUUAUUACCGAUUAGUCUCAAACGGGCUAAAACUGGCCGAUUUAAAGCCCUAGUGUAGAGGUCUGUUUUGAUUGGUUACCCAUGACCUCCACAUAACCUAGAGUCCAUUACUCCAGAAUAAGUUUAUUAUCAUUAAAAAAAACUUCAUAUCUGUUUCCCUGGCAACCAUUAUUAAGGUUUAGGCAAAACAAAAACCAUUACACCACAACCUUUAAUAUGUUAUUUGUUUAGAUAACUCCAUGAUGUGAGCAAAGUCGACCUGUCUAUUUUAAUGGAUAUUUGAUGCUAUUUUCUAUCAUUUCUCUAAUCCUCAAGAUAGUUAACAGAAAAUCUGCAGUUUUUGUGUGAACUUUUAAAGUCUGGUGGCUGAGCAGUUAUCAUAUGCAACAGCAAGAUUACUGCAAUAAAAAGUCAGAAUUUAAGAAAAUCAAAACUGUUUUCUAAAAGCCCUGAAUCUGACGGCGGCUGAUCUAUAUUUAGCUUCUCUACACUGAAUACAUGAAUGAACUCUCAGUAUCAGAGGAAAAUAUAAGUGCACACUGGUGCUUCAUCAUUACUUCAAUCAGUCUUGUCACACUUCAAAUAAAGAGAAGAGUCAUUUCUUCUUGUUGGGGAUUGGUUCAAUAAUAUCGGGCAGCUUCAGCACAAUCCUGUUGAAAAACUGAUCCUGGGUCUGAUCACACAGUCGACUGAAAUCAUGAAAAUAGAGUGAGAAAUAUCACAGUUUUAUUCUCUACUUUACAAAACUGCUCAGUCAGUCCGUACCACAGUUUACCUCUGAGCAGGACUCUCCUGAUUGGCUGUCAUUCGGACCAAAGGCGAGCAUCACUGCGUUUAGGUUUCCUCGUCAUCACUACCUGCCAGACUGCUGUCUGUAGAGUCAGCGUCCUGAUCUUGUAAUGUCUGUGGUUCUGUCUCUGGUUGUUUUUGUUGUUCAGGCGCUGUGGUGCUGGACGGCUCUGUGGGUUCUACAGUGGUGGUGGUGGUGGUGGUGCUGCCCUCUGUUGGCUUGGUGGUGUCAUUCUGCUGGCCUUGUUUGCCUUCCUCCAGGAAAGAAGACCAACCUUUCAGUCGCUCCUCCCGCUCUCGUGAAGUCUCCUCCACCUGAAAGAAAACGAUGGCUCAGCUAUGAUUUUAUCCAAAACUGAAGCCUCUCUGUACGAUCAAGUUUUGAGCUUAUGCAAUCUGAUCUCAGGUCAAAGUUUUCUCUGAUCCAGGACCAGACUGGACAUAAAGAAUCAUGGACCUAAAUCAGUACAGGUCCUCUGCUGGGUCAAGUCCUAUGACUGCACUCAUAUUAAUGAGAGCAGUCUCUUUUUUACCUCCUCCUCUCCCUCCCUCCUGUGUGAACUUUCCCCAUCUGUAAAUGCAAUUUCGUUGUGCACAGUUGCAAUGACAAUAAAGACCAUACCAUAAAUGUGGUUAAAUGUGGUUUUACCUGAUAGUCCGUCUGUCCGUCCCACAGCUGAGCUGACAGCUGACGCCCUCCAAACCAGCGACCGUUGAAUGACAGGAUGCACGCGUCUGCUUGCUCUGGUUCCUUAAAUGCAAUUGACGCCACACCGUCUGGGUGUCUCUGCAACACGAAGACAAGCAGGUACCAGCUCUGUGUUGACGCCCCCUGACAAACAAUACACUGCAGCUCUGAUCAGGAUACUCACGUCAAACAGGAUCACCUUCUUAACCUCUCCAAACUUCUCACAUUCAGUUCGCAGGUCCUCUCUAUACUCAUUCAACACCAGCGGAUCUUCCUAAAAUAAACAUAAACCAACAAAUACAAAAAGAACUGACAUGAAUACAGUCUCAGGACUGUUUACAGACGAGUUUCUAAGUCUUGACUUUUGUCUCUCUGCACCUCAAAGUCACUGGGAUGGAACAUGUUUCUGAUGAUGACCACUUUUUCAUGCCUUUUCCUCUGAUCUCCUUGUUUCUCCGGCCUCCAGUCCAACUGUCUAAACAAACAAAAACAGACAGAAUUCGAAUGAGUUCAGAACGAAAUUCACAAUUACUCCUCAUUAACGUCAGCGUCAGCAGCAGAAUGAGACGUCAGAAAGGGAAGUUUACUUUUGUUGCUGCUGCAGCUUCUUCCUGUAAUCUUUGUUUUUCUUCUUCUUCUUGCUGGCGUCGUACUGGCCUUUCAGCUCGAACCGUGCCGCUUCCACAUGCAGUCUGUAACCCCGGACUUCUGACUCAUCGAGCAGACGCGCAGCCAACGCCACUGACUCCUUCUGCAAGAGACCAGAACACACACACGCUGGAGUUUCAUACAACAACAAACUCAAACUUUCACCUGUGAUUCUUUCGUUUUAGUCUUAAAACAGAUUUGAAAAGAAACUCCAUAAACAGAGUAACAUUGGGUGUUGAUAAGCUUGGUUACUAUCAGUUACCAGAAGUAAAUUAGGACAGUUUAUGGCAGAUGACAGCCUCUGGAAAUACAGAUAUGUUGAAGAUGAGGAGUUGUCAGUGUGUCUGAAUAUGUUCGUAUGAUAGCAAAUUUUCUUUCCCUUGUUUUUAUUUUAGUGUCUUUUCUCUGCGUUUAAGAGCUGGGCACAUGACGCUUUUUCACGACUUAAAAUCCACGGGGAAAAAAUUCGUCUCAUCUCUCACCCUCAGCUUUGACUCACUGUAAACUUUAAACACUAUCAUGGAAAGAGCUCUGCUUUACAAUGUCUGUUUGAUAAGUUCACCAUGCUUUCACCCAGGGGAUGUGAUUGGCCUCUGGACAAAAAAAAAGCAGCAAUCUGUCAAAUAAAUUGUGGAUCUGAGUGACAUUAAACUGGUCACAGCUAAUUACAUCGUCACACAGAAACAAGGAACUAACCAGAACUAAAUCAACACUGAACUGUAAAUCCACUGUGAAGUCGAUGCACAAAACCAGUCAUAAACAUAAACAGCUAUCACUGCUGAGCUCAGUUAGUUUCAAAACAGGCAAAGUUCAUCACAAACUUCAGCAAACUUAGACUCUCUCUUUUGUACUAGUUUGUUACCCUCUAAUAAGAUAAAACAAGGGUAACCGAUCAGAUCUUCAAGUCAGAGAAUCUAGAGGAGUCACAUCCCUGUUUCACAAUAAGAUCAACAUUUUAAGAAUAACUUAAGGCAAAACUCUCGAUUUACCGGUCGAUCUACGUGCCGACCCUCAUCUAUGGUCAUGACCUUUGGGUAAUGACCGAAAGAGUAAGAUCACAGAUACAAGCGGCCGAAAUGGGUUUCCUUUGCAGGGUGGCCGGGCUCAGCCUUAGAAGACUUUCUGAUGUCUUUCAGGCCCUCAAGUAUCUCGAUGAACGCACAAACCUUGAGGUAGCAGCAGAGGCCGUCUCCCUUUAGGUUCCCUUCUUUGUCCUUAUAAAGUUUCACUUUGUACUCUUCAGUGAUUGGGUCCCGCAUCACGAUGCCGCACUUAGACAUCACCUCAACAAAUUCAUCGGAGCUAAUAUCAGGUGGCAGGCCUGAGAGAGGAAACAAGAAAUGAGAGAGAGUGAAAACAAGAAAUGGGACAGCUGUCUUCUUCACAUCAGGAACAAAUAUGUAUUUUUGCUACCAACCUGAGACGUAGACGUUUGUGUUUUUAUGGUCAUCGAUAUCGAACCAUCCUUCAUAGACAGAAAAAAGAAAAGAAAUAUUUACCUAGAAGUGCCUUUUACAAGAUAUACAUCUGGCUCUGAGUUGUGAACAAACAACCAUGAAUGUAAGCUGAAGUAUUGAAAGUAACUGCACAGGUUUUCCUCAUAUCUUUGGUUUGUGACGCUGCUCUACCUGGCUCUGCUUUCCUCUUCUCCCCUUUCUGUUUGGGUUCUUUAGCUGAAGCCUCAGUCUGGUCUGGAUUCAGGUUCUUGGUGGUGUCAUUUGGUUUCUCCUUUUCUGAAGGCUUGCUGACUUGCUCGGGUGCUGCAGGGUCAGUGCUACUCACAGCAGCGUUGUUUGGAUCUGGAUUCCCUUCUGAAGUAAAGCCAUAGUUUGCCUGGUACGCUGCGAUGAAGUCCUCUGUUAUCUAGAGAAACGAAGCAAACCUAUUGAAGAGGCUCUGGUCGAAGUUACUCUUCUUGUGUCAGCUUUCACUUUCCAAUUAUUAUAUCCACAUGCAAGAAAACCUGUCAGUGACUUCAGGCAAAAUACGGUGAAGGAGAAGAAUAUCUGAAUCGGGAAUUGGAAGAUUUCUCGAUCCUUAUGUGAUGUAAAAAAAAAACUCUCCUACCUUAGGGAACCAGGCCUUCUUUUCGUGGUCCCAGUCAUACACAGUCCCAUCCUCCGGGUCGGUGUAGGUGUAGGGAUCAGAGCCGUCUGCAGGUCUUUGACCGUAAAGUUCCUGCAAACGCAGCUGCUCCAUAAACUCUUUGUUGGCAUCGGGACCACCACUCAUCUGCAACAACAACAACAAAGUGACAUGUGGAUUUGUCCAAGUCAGUUGCUUUUUCAGCCUGUCAAAGACAGAUGUGUUGGACCUCAAUCUAACUAGUGUUCUACACCAAUAUCUGGAGAGUGCUAUGAGGCCGCUGCAUUUAUGAAAAAAAAACACCUAACCCUAAAAAAAAGUCUAACUAAAGGUUUCUCAACUGUUGUUUAUAGUGUAAGAUGUCCUUUAUAACAAACUAAAAGUUUACCAAAGUUUGACCGCUAGAAAGGUGUCAUUUUUAAGAUGGCGUCCAUGAUGGGUAGGAAGACACUCCAGGUGAAUAGGGUAACAUUUUUAACAAACAGAUAUCACCAUGAAACUUCACAAGCUUAUAACUUACAUGAAGGCAAAUAUUUUUUGUAUUACAAGUUUUGUCAAAUGUUUUGUUUGAAUAUUUAAAUUAGGUAAUAUCUAAUUAAAUAUGCACUAAUUUACAUACAUUUCCAAAACUGAAAACUGAACAAUAGAUGAAGCCCCUUUUAAGAUUCUUGUUUUAUUUUGUAGACAUAUUGAAGUAAAAAGAGGGGGGAGGAGGGGACUUUGGAUAUCUUUUUUUAUCACUCUGUAAAUGCGAAAAUACUCAACUUUUAGUUUGUUAUCAAGAACAUAUCAUACUAUGAAAAAAAAACAGCUGAGAAACAUUUUGUUGGAUUUUUUUUAGGGUAAAGUCAUAUUUGUACCUGACUCUAUAGAAUGGACCUGAACGACAUGAUCAGCUCCAUAUUAUUGCACUGACUGCUGCUGGUGUAUAGUGUGUAACCAUAACUAAAUGGUAUUAAUGACACUGUCACCGCCCCUCUAACAGAUGAAAAUCAAACCCUCCAGAUGUUUUAGUUUAUCACAACAUGACCACAAAGACCUGGCAGCUUCAUUCAGAGUCAACAUGAUAAACCUGUCAUUUACAUAAACACACAGUAUUUAACAUGACUGUAAACUAUCGGUUAAUAUCCCAAUACUCUAUUGAUACAUAUUCUCUAAAAGCUGAAAGUCUGUGUUGAUUUGAAGUGUCUGUUAAAACGUGUUUAUGUUAGCAUACAAAGCUAACCAGAGUUAGCCUUACCUUGUACGACAGUGCAAGUAAACGAGAAAGGUCACUGAAAAAAUCCCUCCCGUCAAUGAAACGGCAACGCAACUGGCUUUAGUUUAGCGUUUUUACCGAUCUGUUUUUUGUUUCUAUAGUGUUUUGAUUAUAAAUUCGGUUUGCCGCUGCACGCUCGCGCUAAUCCUUGGCAGUGCGCGACCGCAAUCAAACGAAGUACUUCCGGUGUCAGGUCUUGCGCGCGACUGCAGAGAGGCGCUUGGUUUUAAUUAGAGCGUCUCCCGUUUAUCCGCCGGUAUGGUUUUGAUAGUAUAGCACUUUAUGGUUGGACUAUAGAUAUAUACAUAAACGCUAGAUGGCUCACGCACGCUGUUAGCCAAUGGAGACCGACGUCUGCGCAUGGCGGCCAUUUUGCUACGGUCUAAUAGUCUGUCAUACAAGAAAUUAAAAUCUCGAUUGUGGUCUCAGCCCUGACCACAUGUGCAAAAGUUAUGAAAUAACUAUACUGUAAUUCUUCUUUCUCCAAGAAAAUCUGCCAUUUCUAUACGUCCAAACAUCCUGACUCAUAGCCACGUUAUUAAGGUCUGUAGUAAAAAAAAAAAAAAAAAACAUUUGUAAAUCUGUCAAGAUUUCAACGAGUUGAGAGUAUUUUCGAUCAUGCAGAUUACUCAACUUCCGUCAGCUACCAUAGAGCAUACCAGAAUGGUAUACUGUCCAAAAACAUUGAUUUCCCUUUGUCAGCAGAAACUAUUUUGUUUGGUGUUUUUAAUGAGGAUAGGAACUUGGAUUUUGUUCUGAAUGCUUUGUUGCUUUUGGGGAAGUUCUUCAUUCGAUAUGCGUGUCGAUAUUUAAUGGCAACACCAUGCCUACCUCACUGGAAGAACGAGCUGCAACUCUUUUGUAAAUCCUUAAAACUUGCUACAGACAAGAAAGCCCUACGCCUAUUUUCUUUACUAGAAAUGUUCGAAUUGAUAUAGAAUGGCCUCCAACAUCGAAAUUGUGUUGUUGUUUUUUUCUCUUUUGAUGUUAUUCAUGCUCAAUCUAAGGCAAAUAUUCUAUAAUUUUCUUUUAUGAUAAACAAGGGCCUUGAUUGUUUGUUUAUAAUUAAAAAAAAUAAAAAACAAUUGUAUACUGGAGUAAGAUGGCCGCCGGUGACGCCACCUCGAGUCAUCUAGCCUUUCAUAUAGAUAUCUAUGGGUUAGACUGUAUCCACCCGAAGUUGGGGUUAACAAAUCGAACCAACCCCGCGUUUUAGGGAAACAAGCGACUGAUGCUCAGCUAGCUAGCCUCAAAGUAUCUUCCAGGUAAGUGACUUCUUCAUCAUUGAGCUCGGGUGGGCAUGGCGGAGGGGAGCGGGAACGUGAACAUGGGUCCGGCCAACCUUCCUCCGGGAGACCCGCAGCUUAUCGGAAUGAUUGUGGAGCAUCUGAAGAACCGAGGGCUGUUCGACGAGUUCCGUCGGGACUGUUUGGCCGAUGUUGACACAAAGGUAAUGAGUCUUUUAUCGGUCACAUAUCCUACAUUUACUUCAGUAAGUUUCUCAGCUGCUUAUAUCAAGCUGCAGUGAACAAAGUGCCUGGUGCAUUUGGACCCAGCUGAUCUCGUUUCUCACUGUUGGUACCAGCCUGCCUACCAGAACCUGCGGCAGAAAGUUGACAACUUUGUCACAUCCCAGCUGAGCACACAGGACUGGAACCCGUCCAUCAACAAGAACCAGAUGAGGAAUGGACUGAGACAAAGCGUGGUCCAGUGAGUGUUGACUAACCCUACCUGCUGUUGCUGAUGACACUACGUUGCAUGCCUCAGGUGGAACUGUUGUUUCUGUGAACAAAAUAUUGCAAGAGUAGGUCAUAUUAGUAUCUAAUUGUGUCAGUGAAAAUAGACUUAAACUGAAUGUUACCAAAACAAAGAGUAUAAUGAUUGGCUCAAGAUAUAUGUUAAGAUCUGAGCCUAAACUCCAUCUAAAUAUACAGGGAAAUAGUAUCAAACAGGUCAGUGAGGCCAAAUUAUUGGGUGUGUUAAUUGAUGAAACACUUUCUUGGUCAACGCAUAUUGAUAGAGUUGUAUCUAAAAAGAGUAAAACCAUUUCAAUGAUAAGGAGGGCUGCUCAUCUUUUGUCAGGCUCAGCAUUUAAAUUGAUAUUGCAAUCUUUUGUGCUAUCCUGUCUUGACUAUCGCUCAAUUAUAUGGUCUAGCGCCUCAAAACAAGACAAACACAAACUACAAAUCACACAGAAUACAGCAGCAUGACUAGCUCUCCGCUGCUCAGGGAGGAGUAGUGUAGAGGGGAUGCAUGGAACACUGUCUUGGAUGACAGUCGAACAAAGAGUUGCUUGUUUAACAUUUAUAAUGUGGGAAAACCUUUUAAUUUGGUGUUGCAGCUUCAGGCUACUAACGAUAGACAUGGCUAUGUAACAUUUUUCACCUUUAUUACUCAGUUAUUCACCUUUGGUGUUGAUGAAUGAAAUAUUUUUUAGGUCUGGUAUGCUUGAAUCCGGUGUGGACAGGAUCAUCACUCAAGUUGUGGACCCCAAGAUGAACCACACUUUCAGGCCACACAUAGAGACUGCUAUUCACGACUUCCUAUCAGGGGAAAAGAGGGAGGAAAAUACAGCGAGCUCCAACUCGGCACCGUCUGAACAGACAGAAACACAGGAGGCCCUGCCUUCUUCUGGCCCCAAAACCCCCUGAGGUCUGUCAUAUAUAGUUAUUCUUUCAGACAGUUUUGAACAGAGCAAUAUGCGUCUGAGAGAAAGAUGUCGAAAUAUGAACUAAUAAUACUGUUUUUAUCCUGCUGCAGGUACACACGCUGAUGAUUGCUGAACCACAUUUCUCUCUAAGGAUGCAGCACCACAGACUGAAAACAUUGAAGGAGGAAUGAUAGUUUUUCUGCUCUCCUCCUUAACAGACUGUAUCCAGGAGAAAUGUCCUGCUUGUGUAGUUUCAUGGCCGUCUGUGCUGAAUGAGGCUGCUGUAGACGCUGGACGAUGAUGCAUACUGUUGCCGCACCACAGAGCUUUGUGAAAAUGAGAACAAACCCAGGAUUAUGUUUCGAUAUUUUGCUUUCUUAAGAACUUUUUAUUUGAGAUAUCUCACCAAUAGUGUUUUGCAAUGCUUUGUAUUGUGUAACACUGAUGUAUCACAGAGGAUGUUUGAGUCUAGAUACUUUCUUUGCCAUCUAACAUAAUGCCCUACUCAGAAACACUGAUUCAGAAUAAUUGAGGAUUUCCAGUCAGGUGGGUUUCAUGAAGAAGAUCCUACAGACUCCUUCUGAGUUUGCAGGUUUCUUAUCAAUUUAGGGUUAGGUUUUGAUUUUGAGCAAACAUAGCUGACAUCCUUUUGUUUUCUGCCUCCUUUUUUAAUCGUACCGUUUGUACUCUCUGUGCCUUUAUUCAAAAUGCUCUGAGAUUUAUGAAGUACUAGCAUAGGGUGGUGGUCACAUAAUCAGUUAGUUGCCUCAGUGUGAAGGUAGGAACUUUCUUAGCUCCUCCUGCACUGAAAACUGUCAGAAUACCUCAAUGAUAACUUAGCACCACCAGGUGGGGUAUUUGUUCUCAGUUAGCUAAAAGUCCACCUCAGAGUGUACCCAGGUUUAACAACCAUAUACUAAGAUACAAACAAUACUGUGACCAGAAAAAAGGUAAAAACCAAGUCGUUUAUCACCAAAACUCAUCCACUAAGAUUUGUUCAGCAUUUCCUCACAGGGUUGAAAUCAAGUCUCAUUCCUAUCAGAGCCUUCACCGCUCCAGGCUGGGAUCUCUUUCAGUUGUGAUUUGUGCGCGUGUGUGUGUACGUGUGUUCACAGCUUGCGUAAUUUUAUUGAUUUAAGUUCUUGUUUUUGGCAGGAGAAUGAUCCUCACGUUAACACAAAUGUGUGUCGGUGCAUCUGUGGAUCAGUUUCUGGGUGAGUGUGUGUAGUGUGAAGUCAUAGGUUUGCACAAGUUGUUUUGAUGAUUGAGAGUAUGUUUGGAAAUGUUCUCAAUAAAGCUUUUUUCCCCUUUUAUCCAUGUAAA